This is a messenger RNA of Prosopis cineraria, 659 nucleotides long. Its product is annotated as probable LRR receptor-like serine/threonine-protein kinase At3g47570. The record is from RefSeq and is a predicted model, not a curated record. NCBI's taxonomy places the organism in Eukaryota, Viridiplantae, Streptophyta, Magnoliopsida, Fabales, Fabaceae. The transcript is spliced from 3 exons. The coding region runs from base 121 to 399 and encodes 92 amino acids.
GCCAACAAAUUAUUUGGAGCUAUACCAUCUGGUUGGACACAAUGCAAGCAGCUCAAAGAGUUAACAUUAGAACUCAACUUAUUCACAGGCCAUAUACCCAAAAGCAUCAGGAAUUUGACUAUGCUUCAAUUGCUAAAUCUGUAUUCCAAUAACUUGGAAGAGUAUGGAUCUUCUGGAGUUGUUUCAACAAAAAUAGAUCUGUAUAGCUAUGGAAUCAUGCUAUUAGAGGUGUUUACAAGAAAAAGGCCAACAGAAGAUAUGUUUGUGUCAGGAUUGAGGUUGAAGAGUUGGGUAAGUGAGUCAAUGCCUCAUGCAACAAUUCAAGUCAUGGAUUCCAAUUUAUUGCAAGGAGAUGAACAUCAUAUAAAAUAUAUUGACAUCUACAUCCUCUAUUCUUGAAUUGGCCUUGAAUUGUUGCACUGAUCUUCCAAAAGCACGUGGCAAUAUGAUUGAUGUUGUAGUAUCAUUGAACAAGAUCAAAGGGAUGUUUUUGCAUAGGCAACAUCAUCACGUUUAGAUUAUCAUUGAUUUUCUUACAAUUUGUGGGGUUAAUUGUUCUCCCUUUUUUCAUUUUAUACUUUCAGAAUAUGUUAGACUUAUUGUUUAUAUAUAUAUGCAUUUAUUUUUAUCCAAACAUAAAAGUAUAAAGCACUCAACUA